AUGUACUUUGUCUUGAAUUGCCAAGACUUAGGUGAUGAUAGAUCUUUGUCUUGGGACAGUGAUUUGAACCUGAGUCUUGGCCUCUCACCUUUCUCUCCAAACAUCAAGAGUUUUAGCACCUGCUCUAGCUUCUCCAUCAACUACUGGACCCUGGGCUCUGUGCAGUUGCCCACCCACCUGACGUGGCUGGUCAGCAGUGAGCUGGGCAUUCAAGAUACUGGAUUUCCAUGUCCCACUCCACCAGUAUGCAGGGUGGAUAGGGGCCUGGAGAAACUUGCUCGGGGGAUGGCUGGGUGUCUGGUGGGCAGAGGCAGCAUUCAGGACAAGAGGGAGACUAUGCAAUGUCUAAAUGACCACCUGGCCUCUUAUCUGGAGAGGGUGAAGAGCCUGGAGGCUGAUAAUUGGAGACUAAAGAGCAAAAUCUGGGAACACCUGGAGAAGAAGUGACCCCAGGUCAGAGACUGGGGCCAUUACUUCAAGAACCUUGAAGACCUGAGGGCUCACAUCUUUGCAAGUUCUGUGGACAAUGCCCACAUUGUUCUGCAGAUUGAUGAUACCUGUCUUGCUGCUGAUGACUUCAGAGUCAAAUAUGAGAUGGAGCUGGCCAUGUACCAGUUUGUGGACAGUGACAUAAUUGGGCUUGGAAAGGUCAUUGAUGACAUCAAUAUUACUCAGCUGCAGCUGGAGUCAGAGAUGGAACCUCUCAAGGAGCAGCUGCUCUUCAUGAAGAACCUUGAGGAGGAAGUAAAUGGUCUACAAAACCAGAUAGUCAACUCUAGGUUGACUGUGGAGUUAGAUGUCCCCAAAUCUCAGGACCUCAGCAAGAUCAUAGUGGACAUCCAGGCCCAUUCUACUCUUUCUGAGUGUUCUAGGAUGGUGAUUUUCACUGUGAUUCCAGGUUAUUAG
Molossus molossus (Pallas's mastiff bat) is the source of this 906-nucleotide messenger RNA. RefSeq names its product keratin, type I cytoskeletal 18-like. The transcript has 2 exons. Gene Ontology annotation, biological process: intermediate filament cytoskeleton organization. NCBI's taxonomy places the organism in Eukaryota, Metazoa, Chordata, Mammalia, Chiroptera, Molossidae. The record is from RefSeq and is a predicted model, not a curated record. Gene Ontology annotation, molecular function: structural molecule activity. Gene Ontology annotation, cellular component: keratin filament.